This is a messenger RNA of Harpia harpyja (harpy eagle), 14737 nucleotides long. RefSeq names its product single stranded DNA binding protein 2 (gene SSBP2). Gene Ontology annotation, molecular function: single-stranded DNA binding; protein binding. The transcript has 17 exons. The coding region runs from base 171 to 1277 and encodes 368 amino acids. NCBI's taxonomy places the organism in Eukaryota, Metazoa, Chordata, Aves, Accipitriformes, Accipitridae. Gene Ontology annotation, biological process: positive regulation of transcription by RNA polymerase II. Gene Ontology annotation, cellular component: nucleus. The record is from RefSeq and is a predicted model, not a curated record.
GGAGCAGCCCGUCCGGGUCUCCUCCUGUCGAUCACCGGAAGGGGGGCGUGCCCGGCCGGCCGGCCGGCCAAUGGGCUGUGUGUGUGGCGGCGUCUCCAUGGUGACGGGGCUGUUCCCGGGGAGGCUGUGAUGGGUUGACAGGUGCGUGACAGUCGGAGCUCUCUGCAGGCAUGUACGGCAAAGGCAAGAGCAACAGCAGCGUCCCGUCCGACAGCCAGGCCAGGGAGAAAUUAGCACUGUAUGUAUAUGAAUAUCUGCUCCAUGUAGGAGCACAGAAAUCAGCCCAGACGUUUUUAUCAGAGAUAAGAUGGGAAAAAAAUAUCACACUGGGGGAGCCCCCAGGAUUCUUGCAUUCCUGGUGGUGUGUAUUUUGGGAUCUCUACUGUGCUGCUCCAGAAAGACGAGAAACAUGUGAACAUUCAAGUGAAGCAAAAGCCUUUCAUGACUAUAGUGCUGCAGCAGCUCCCAGUCCAGUGCUAGGAAACAUUCCCCCAGGAGAUGGCAUGCCAGUAGGUCCUGUACCACCGGGGUUUUUUCAGCCUUUCAUGUCCCCUCGGUACCCUGGAGGUCCAAGGCCACCUUUAAGAAUACCCAAUCAGGCACUUGGAGGUGUCCCAGGAAGUCAGCCAUUAUUGCCUAGCGGGAUGGACCCAACACGGCAGCAAGGGCAUCCAAACAUGGGUGGGCCAAUGCAGAGAAUGACUCCUCCAAGGGGAAUGGUUCCGUUAGGACCACAGUCUGACCCUUGGUUAUCAUUGCAGAACUAUGGAGGUGCAAUGAGACCCCCACUGAAUGCUUUAGGUGGCCCGGGGAUGCCUGGAAUGAACAUGGGUCCUGGGGGUGGUAGACCUUGGCCAAACCCAACUAAUGCCAAUUCUAUACCUUAUUCUUCAGCAUCUCCUGGGAACUAUGUAGGUCCUCCAGGAGGUGGAGGGCCACCAGGAACACCUAUCAUGCCUAGUCCUGCAGAUUCAACCAACUCUGGAGACAACAUGUACACUUUAAUGAAUGCAGUACCACCUGGACCCAACAGACCUAAUUUUCCAAUGGGGCCAGGGUCAGAUGGACCUAUGAGUGGACUGGGUGGAAUGGAUUCACAUCAUAUGAAUGGAUCAUUAGGCUCAGGAGACAUGGACAGUAUUUCCAAAAACUCUCCGAGUAAUAUGAGCAUGAGUAAUCAGCCUGGCACUCCCAGGGAUGACAGUGAGAUGGGUGGAAACUUCUUAAACCCUUUUCAGAGCGAGAGCUACUCCCCUAGCAUGACAAUGAGUGUGUGAUCCGUUAACAAGUCUCGCCAUGAAGACCACAGUGAGUUGGCCCUCUUCAGAGAGCUACUGCAGAAGAAAAUUAUUCGUCCCAGUGUACAGUUUAACAAAAGGAUCUCAGACACAAUCAGACCCACCAUUUUUUUUCUACCAUCUCCCCUGUUUUGUCAAGAAAGUGGGCCCCAAACAUGAUUGAGACAACUGUAAAGAGUGGCAUAACAGAACUGCCCAAGAUGGAACUGCAGACAAUUAUCUGUGUAUGUACAUGUGUGGGUUAAUGUAUAUGUAUGUGUGUGUGAUAUAGAAAUACACACAUACAUAUAUAGAACCACAGGACAUUGUAAAAUAUUAUCCCAUGACAUCUUAAGUAGAAAUGAGAAGUAGGGACUUUUAUUCCAUCUUUUUUUUUUUCUUCACGUUUACAUUUUAAUUAUUAAAAUUUGCUUUCCCUCUCCCCUCCUGAACUGUUUUAUGUUGCUUAUAUCACUGCUUUAUAAGUUAUUUUUUAAGGUGAACUCAAAUGAUAAAUUCUUCUGAUUUUGUAAAUGUCUGCCAUUAUGGAUAGGAAUAAAAUUGCUUAUAAGAGCUUUCAUUAACUUGUGUUUGAUACCAGUUACCCUAGGAAUCACAAACUGUACUGUCUCAAGAAAUAGAAGAAAGCUCAUCUUAAUUUUUUGGAGAAAUUUAAUAAUUUUCACCUAGUUUGGUGAUUUUUUUUUUAUACUUUGCCUCUAAAAAAAGAAGCACUGAAGUUUAUUUUUCUUCUUUAAUUGAAGCCUAAAAUCUGCAAUAUCUAUUUUAAAUGGAAGCCUGAAUUUGAUACAAGCUUCUCAGUUUAUAUAGAGUACUAUAAGGUUACUGUAAGUGAGCUCCAAUUGGUAUAGAAUCUAGCAAUAAAGUGUCAGGGCUUCUCUUGCCCUUGGAAAUGAGUUUUCUAUUUAGCAUGAUCUUCUCUAGGGGAGGUAGUUAGUGGAAAUACAGUAGAGUCCUUAUCACCGAAACCUUUUCUAACAAUUUACUAUUAUGUUUCCCAUUUUCAGUGAUUCUUAACCGAAUUGUAACAAUCCAUGGUCCUAAUGAUAAACAGUAUUUCCCAAGCGCAUUCAGAAAAUCAGAUCACCCUGCUACUUGGGUGUGUAUUUUUCACCACAUCUACCAGAAUGAAUUCCCCCAAAACUUUCCAGUAAACGGUCUUUUUUUUUUUUUUGAGCCAAAGUGGUGGAGUGAACUUUUUAUGACUACUAGCCUUGCAAGGGUCUUACCUUUUGCCACGAACAAAAGAGGAACAAAGGUCUGGGCCAUUUUAUAAGGAGGUCAGCCUAUUAGACAUGGAAGCCGGGGACAGAAUGGAGAAAAGGCAUAUGGUGUUAAAGGAAAUGCUUCCGGAAGCAAUCCCAUGUCUCUUCAGGCAAAGCUCUAAAACCAAGAUUAUGGUACAUUUAGUUCCUAAUGACUUCCAGCCCCCCCAAGAACACAAAAAAGUUUUCAGUUGUGUAAUGAUCAAAAGGUUGAUGAUCAGCAAAUGCGGGCACAAAGUGGCUGAACAAAAAUUCAUGCCACAGACCAAAAGCUAAGUCCACUCCUUGGACUUCACAUAUAGAAGAGCCACUUACAUACAAGGAGCAGUUCUGAGAUGUGGUAUGUCCAUGAAGUCUUGCAAGGAGAUUUUUUUCAUGAACUUGAGGUGGAGAAGUGUGUGUAUAUAAUGUGCUCAUUGUGAUGGUAGCUGCACAUAAUGGGACGUGUAAGGAAUACUGCAAUCUCCUAAAUCAUUUUUAUUUACAUAUAUUACAUAUAUAUAAUGUAUGAAAAUAAAAAGGUGUAACACUUUUUACUCUCUUGUUAGGGCUAUUCAAAGGUGGAACUCUUGAAGGCUUAAAAUUACGUUAAGGUAUCAAAGAUUUUGAUAGCAUUACUUUUUAGUAAUAAUACCUACUCUGAUUAAUUUUAAAUAUAAACUAGAUAGUCAUUAUAUGGUUUUGUGGACUUUAUUCCCAGUGAUUAUGAAGGUGACAUUCAUUUGCUUAUCUUUGGAAAACACUUUGUUGCUAUCUCAAAAGAUGCUGGAAGCCCCUACUAUUGAUUCGAGUUAGAAAAACACAAAAUGACAUCUAAUUUCCUCAGACCCUUUGCUGUUGUCACUAAUACCACUGGUUUCAGUAGCUGUGUCCCCAGUGCACCCCAGCUUCUCCCAUAACCACUGCAGAGUCCAGGUGUCCUUGCAGCCUGCAUUUGACAUCUAUAUUAUCCUUGGUAGCCUUCUAGAAAGGUCUUCAGGAGCCUUUUCUGCCCAGUUUCAGUCAGACGAUGUCACUGCUGCUGGACUAAGAUAGAUGGGCAUGUCUGGACUGUGCAUCAAGUGCCAAAGCCCAUUCAUUCACGCACCAGGUAAGUGUGCCCUCGAGUGGGCUCUUAAACCGUUGAGUGCAUCUGGGGUCUGUUCUGUAUCUCCUGGGGAAGCCCCUGUACCGUCCCAUGCCAAGCUGGGGUCCCUGCAGGCAAGCAGUGUGUCCAGGGACCGCACAACAGCCGCCCGUGCUGGCACCACUGAGGGCUCUCUUACAAGGCAGAGGACAUGCCGCCACUGAAGCUUCAUACCGUGGCAAAAUUAAGCAGAAUUGGCACUUAGUAUUAAUCAGAGACUUGAUUUUUUUUUUUUUUCUUUCUGCAUUUGGCAUUAUCUGCAGUAUUUUAGCUUGUAGGCACCUGUUAAGGAUGAAAGCCUGACCAUUAAAUUAAACCUGUCCAAAGAAACCCCUUAAAUGGAACUGCCAACACAUACUGAAUAUCAUUAUAAACUAUGUUAUCCUAAUUUAUAUACAAGAGCAUAACGUCUUUUCAGACACAUAAUUUCUCUUCUGUAGUUCUUUCAAACUCCCUUCUAUACAAUUUUUCUUACUGCCAAGAAAGGUUUAUUUCUUUCUUUGUUUCCCUUUUCAUUUCUUUUUCAAAACAUUUGUAUCAUUAAACAUUGUUGCAUUGAUCCUGCAGCAUUAAUCUUGGUAAAUACAUUCCUGGCUUCAAAAUUAACAGGAUCAGGCCCUGCUUCUCAUAGCCUGUCAUUCUGUGCCCUGACAUUGCAAGUUACCAGGUAUGCCCAGCACUUCUCGUAACUGACAUAGUGCCACAGACCGGUGGAAUAAAAGGUGUGUGAGCUUGCAAAAUUUUAGAUUUGGAAGAUCUGCUUCCUCACUGUAUCUCUUAUAGUUAGAAUUUUAAUCAGAUAUAAGGAAGCCUAAUCAUCUUGCUUUCUGUAGGGAAUGCUUAUAUCCCUGUGCUUACAUACAUGUGUAAAGUUAUUUACAUGUGCACUGGUAGGAUCAGGUGAUAAUAACCAUACAUAGGUUCUGCAGCUGUACCAUUAGAAAACAAUCUUACGUGUCAAAUACUCAACUUCAAAAAUUGUAAGUAUCCCUUCGGAUUUUUUUUUUUUAAAUAUGCAUUGCACUUUUUGCUUGUUCAUUUGUUUUCUUUCUUUUGCUUAUAAAAUCUUGUAGGAUUUUCAUCAUAUGUAGAGUAUUAAUGUGGAAAGAACUAUUUCCAAGCACUGACUUUUUACUCCUGCUUAUGUUUCUAAUGCACUAGAUACCAGUGUGUAAUGUCCCUGCUGUUUUUAUCAGUCCUUAUGCAACAGCAUUAUUGAUAAUGGCAGAACUUGUCCGGCUCUGGGAGGAAUUUUAUUUUAAGCAGUGCAGUAUAUUUUUUCCACACUGGGUUUUUAGAUACUUUUCUCUCUUUAAUACAGGAGUAAAUAGAUGUGAUUCUGUAAGUGGGUCUUUCAGGCAAGGUUAAAGUAAGACUUUUUAAAAACAGAAGUGAUGAAAUCUUAGAGAAGCAGAAAUAGGGACUAAUGGAUCUUUCAUGCUGUGAGAACUCUGGCAAAUAUUCUGCCCUUGUAGAAAUCAGCUGAAAUUGGGAUUCAGUUGUAAAUUUCACAGUGAAACCAGUAUUUUACCUGCUGCAUAAACCUAUGAAAAGGAGUAUUUGUAACCAGAUUUUAUCUCCAUGUCACCCAGAUUUUAUCUCCAUGUCUAAGUCUUGUGUAGGCAACAACAGGGUGUAGGGCAAGGAGGAAGCUGUAUGAAUCACAUGUAAAGCAUGUGACCUGACAUGUGCGUUAAAAAAAUACCUCGAUAUUUGCACGUAUGGGUUGCAUUAUUUUCUUAAUUGCCUGAGCAUGAGGACGAACUGCAGCUGCAUUCCAUGUUCCCCUCCUCCACUGUAGAGUGAGUUUGGUGCAUGUAAAAAACAUGGCAGUAACCUUGAGUUGAGUCUUUGGCACGCUGUGUGCUGCCCAGUGGCAUGGAUGUGCCUCAGCUUGACUCAGGGGCAUCUCAGAGUGACAGCCCCCAGAACAGAGGGUCAUCCAUCAGUCUGUGGCUGAGGCCACACUUACCAUUUUUUAUUUGGAAGCCUUCUGGUUGCAGAGCCCAGACUCAGAGACAGUAACAGCUUUCAGACUUACCAGCCAGCUCCCCUUAAUAUAGGAUUAAACGCCCCAUGUCCCAGGGCAUCCAGCUGUUGCUUUCCCUUGGAAUGGGAAUACGCAACAAGAAAUACAUAGGCUAAUUAUUUAUUUUAAAUAAUUCAAAUUAGGAGGAAUUUAACAGAAUCUUGCUUCUUCAUGGAUAGCAAUUCAUGUGUCAGAAGGGCAGCUUCUUCAAAUGGCUAAAAAUCAUUUGAAUUUUCCCCUGUUCUGUGGCUAGCAAAUGAAAUACUGCAUGUAACGAUGAUUUGGAAUUAUAUGGGUGAUUUAAUGAGGGACCAGCUGUUAGAAUAUUCACUGUUGAACAUUUUAUUAUUUUUUUCCCUUUACCAGUCAAAACGAAUUUUCAGCUGAUACAUGUUGCACUGAUUUCUGUAUCUCAGAUCAGUUCACUAUUUGUAAGUGUUAUCUCCUGUUCCUAGUCAGCUCUGAUUCUUUGUUGCUGUUGUGGUUGCUAAAUAUGGACUGGAUUCUUCAAUAUUUGACCCUACACGUUUGCAUUUGGAGAAUGUAAAAUAGAGCUUAAUGAUGUAAAAAAAAAAAAUGAUCAGUACAGGUAAAUUUAUUUUUCUUUAAUUCACUGUAAGUGAUCAUAUAACCAUGGCUCUUGUCCCAGACACACUUGGGUUUGGUUGGGCCCUAAGGAUGGGAAUCCUGACAAAUAGCAUCUUUCAAAUAAACCCCAAGAAACUCUUUCAUCAGUGACAGCUCAUUUCUCUUCAAACUGAUCACACUAAGGAUCUAAUUCAGGAUUUAAUGAUAUGAAACAACUAUAAAAAAUCAGUACACUCAGAGAUAAAUGAGUUAGAUUUAAAUUUUAGUGUAUGCAGCUUCCUCUACUUUCCAGACAUUAUUGGCUCGGUCCUGUAAGCUGCUGCUGAUGCCAGCUGUCCUGCUCAAAUUUUGAUGACACACCUCACAUAAGGUAAUUUUUUUAGUAGGAUUUCACCUUGAUCUGGGUGAAAUAUAUAAUUUAUCUGAGGUGUGACAUUAUUUGUCAGAUACGUAAAAUGAGAUAUAUAAACAGAGGAUCUGGUGAAAUUACCAAAAUGAUGUUUCAGCCUGAAAAACAAGAAAAAAGUCCUUACCUAAAAUACUGCUUUGAGUGCAUGCAUGCAAAUUGUCUGCCAGUGGUGUUAUCCUGGAAACAAAUUACAGUAACGAAUUUAGAGAAAAUAAAUGGAUCACCUACUCAGCACAUUAAAACUCUGAUCCUGCAAACACAUUUGCAUCUGUUUGAAAUUAAGCCUGCACGUAGUUAAAUUUAAACAGAUUUAAGAAUACAAGUAGUAUCCUUCAGGAAAGUGGGACUGCUAAUAUGCUAAAACCAUGCUUGAGCAUGGACAGUCUAGAAGCUCAAAUUAGGUCUUCCCUAAGCAGACAUUAUUUUAAAGAUUUUACCAAUGCAGGAGCAUGUUUAUUUAUCUAGUACUGAUAUGUGGAACAGAUUUGGCUUUCUUCUGUUUCUUAUUUUAUUAGAGCAUUUUUCACUACGUGAGCUGUUUUUGUGAACUUGUCCUUCCAUCUUGUUUUCAGUUGUGCAGCCAUAGUUUCCCUCAACAUAGCUAACAGCUUUGCAAUUUUAUUCCAAACUUCUGUUUGGUCACUGUUCUUCAUUUAAGCUUAAAAUGUGUAAGAAAGCCUCUCAUGUAAUGGGAAAACUUGCCAUAAAAAUGUAUAAAGGUUUUCUUGGGUACCUGUUUUCACAUUUAAUAAAAAUGCAAUUUUCAGUUAUAAUUUGAAAUGGUCACUUUCUAGCCACUAUUUAAUUUCAAUGUGCAAAAGAAACUGAGAAAACAAAUUACCUUUUUUUAUUUAUUUAUUCGAAUUCAGCAUCAUAAAUAUUUGCUGAAAGACGUGGUUUGGGGGAAAUUGCAUCAAACAAAAUGUACUACCUAGUUGCUAUGAAUAAUACAGCUGGACUUUAUGUUGAAAGCUCCUUCCACACCCCCAAAAGUGGAUUGCCUAAUAUCUGAUCUGUACGACUUUGUAAUAGCCUAAUUCACAUAUAGUCAUUUCAUUUGUCUAUUCUGUGUUUUCACUGUAUCUCAUGGAUGAUUCAGGGUGCCCCUUAGCUGUGCAGGGUUCUGUGGUUUUAUCUCUCAGAAGAGUAACCGAGUGGUCAAGCAGGCUUGUUCACAGGGUCUGGUAAUUAAGGACUGGAUAAUAUAUCCACCAGGUGUGCACUCAGAAACAAGGUAUUCAUAUGCUACCUCGCUGUUCUCUUGAAAACUUGUACAAGUCUUCUUGCAGUUAGGUAUAAGGCUCCCUUAAGAUUUUACAAUGCCAAGACAAGAAGCUUAAUUUUGCUAAGAAAAUUCUGGCAGUUUAGCACCAGUUUUCAUAGGGAAUCAGCACAAAACAUGGGGAUUUUGAAAAGUGAUGCAUUUUCUUAAUAACCUAGGUGUACUAGGAAAUAGACCAUACAAUUUAUAAGUUUGGUCUGUUACAGACACAUAUAUACAGUUCCUCAGAUUAGGAGGGAAUUAUAACAAUAACCAUGACCAAACCUAUGUUUGUCCCUGUAGAGUGAAAUCAUCAGUAAUCGCUUUUGAUGUGAAGAAUUAUUGCUAUGGAACAACUGCUCCGAUCCUUGAGGAGCCAAAUUAUCAACUGGAUGAACUGGAUAUUUGUAGGCUUUAUUUUUGUUGUUUAACCUUCAUGUUUUUUCUCUCUCAUUUGGAUUUUCCCAAUAAAUGUACCAUGCCAGAUCUUUGCACAAAAAUAAGAACAAUUUGCCCAAUAAACAUACAGAAAGUUGUUCCCAUCUGUAACUAGAGCCCUACUGUAGAGAGUUUCUUUCAUUGGAGACACCGAGUGUAACAACAAAUAAGGAGUGGCAGUGCAAUAUCCUGAGAGCUCGUACUGUUCGAGAUUAAGAAAGUUAGCAUCUCACAGACUCAUGCAUUAGGUGAGAUGAACUCUAACAAUGACAUAAAACAGCUUGAAACAGAAGCUGAUGUUUGCCAUGCAGAUUGGAGGAAAAUAAAAUCCAAACAGAGCGUAUUUAAUUGAAGUAGAAAUUUACUAAAGCUAUAAUUUACUAGGAGAGUUUGAAAAGUGUGUUGCUGAUAACAAGCUUGUGAGCAGCAAAAGUGGUAGCUAGGAUUCAGUAGCUGCUCUCUUUUUUAAUGCAGAGGUGCAUCCUGCAGAGUCUGUAAUCCCCAGCAGAGAGGUUGGCUUUCUUGAUCUAGGCAGGUUGUGGACCAGGGGCUGCAAUAUCGAUGGGCCACACCUUUAGUUACAGGUGAGCAAAGUGCAGGUGCCCUUCCAGCGGACGUCAAAGUCCAUCUCUAACAGGAGCACAGAGCAUGUCCAACAGUUUAGUGGGAAAGAAAAGCAGUGUUUGCUAAAUUAUGUAUAAACAUGACGUUCAAAAGCAGGUAUAAGCUGUUCCCCAGUGUAUUUUCAUUUUUCUGAUUAACUCCUAGUUUUGAUUUGAUUUACAUUUACAUUGAUGAUUAAGGAAGAGAAUACAAGUUCCUAAACAAGGGCUGAAAUACAGACAUGGAAGAGUGGCAUGAGUAAAGUGGAAGCUGGAGCUUUCUGUUAGUUGAGAAUCAAGUAAAUUUUUUUUUUUCCAGGACAAAAAGCAUCCAUACAAAAAACUUUUUUAGCCUUGUAGUGGCUAUUUGAGAAGUGUGAAUCAAAAUGCUGUUUAUGCUUAGAGACCAAUUUUCACGGCUUUUUUUGUGGCAAGUAUCCCCUGGCAAAAAUGUUGUGGUGCAUCUAUUUUGUGCAUGUUUGCCUAAAACCACAAAACCAAACUUUUUUAUGGACUGCUGUACAUGCAUCUGGCAAACACUUGUUUCUGGUGGGAAGAGGAGGAAGAUUUAAUAGCUGGUGGGUCAGCAUAUUUAUGUGAAUUACUUAAAGCAUUGCUAAACUAUUGUCAACUUUGUUCACAUUGCACAAGAUACUCUGUGUAGUCUACUGCUGGCAUUAUAACCUCAGUGAUCCAUGCAUAUUCUGUAAAUUCCUGUAGGUUAUGUGUAAGAAACCUUGUCACCAUUGCUUACUACUGUAAAUUCUUGUUUUGAAGCAAGAGGUGGCUUUUGAUUGUACAGCCUUGUGUAUUAUAUACUACAACAGUACUUGUUCUGUUAUCAAAACUUGCUGUUCACAUAUAGUUAAAGCUUUGUUAAGCACGCUUAGUGGUUUCAGAAUUUAUUUCAAACAGCAGAUAUAUAAGCCAUUUAGAGGAAUAUUAAAUAUAACAUAAGAGAAUUCGACCCAGUUCAUAUCCUUUUUGAGAGCUUGGGGUUGGAUUUUAGCAGACAACAGGCAGCUGCAGGUUAGCACAUUUCGUGGCUCUGUGCCGGCUACGCAGUGUUCGCUUUCCAACUGCAGGCACCUGCAAGCCUGGGAGAUCAGACCCUGUGCAGUGGAAAGGAAGUCUCUCCUCUUGCUGUCCCCCAGCCAAGGCACCUACAGGACCUUGGGAGACUGUCGCAGAGAGACGCGCCAGCCUGCAUGCUUCCUUGCGCUAAGUGAGCAAAGACAUACUAGCUUUUCCUCUGGUGUUUUUUGUUUGGUUUGGUUUUUUUUUUCUGAAAAACUGCAUUGGUGCCAGGACAGAAACCCACCUCUAAGGGUAUGCAGGGGGUAAAAUACUGCCUCCGUAUUGUGCCCUUGUCCCCAGCUAACACAGAGUUUACAUGAGGCAAUGUUUUAAGGAGAAUUUAAUUUUUUGUCUGUUUAUUGAGAGAGAAAAAUAAUCUGAAUUCUUGGACUCUGGCUUCUUUUUUAUUAGUAUUUUAUGAUGUACAGCAAAGCCCUGCAAAUGUGUGUGUGUUCUUUGCUGGUUUCUGACAUCAAAAAUUCCUGUCCUGUCUAGACGAAAAGAUGAUGAUGAGAAAAGUGAAAAAGCUGGGAAAGUUGAAGGGGAUUCUUAUGGAUUAUUUUAAGUUCUGUUUUAUUUGGUUUUAUUGAUAGUUUAAAUGACUAGCUUAAUCUUUUGAAUAAAGGCAGUCUUUGUUAGCGACUUCACACCUUCACCCUUUCAUGUAAGGCUUUGAGUACUCGCCAUAAAUGUUCCUCACACUUUCAAGCCAAUCCAUAGAUAAAUUCCCUAUAUUUCUAAGGUCAAAAAAUGUUUCUACAGAUUACCGCAGCCCUUUACAGAGAACAACAGGUCAGUCACAAUCCCUUAAUCCCAAGUAUUUGCAGGUCACGUUUAAACAAUUAGGCAGGUGUGUUUUAGACAAAAGAAUGACUUUCAACAUUAUAAAUGAAACUAAUGUUCAAACUCAGUCUCUGGAAGUAAAGAAACCCUCAGUAAUUUUCCAAACCAGCAGGAAUAAAAUUUGUCAAUAUAAAUACUAAUGUAGGAAAUACAUGCAAAACUUGAUACUGCCUCCGACCUUAAGCAUUCAUAUUGAUAGUAUUGGGGGUCUCACAAAGUUUGUGUGUUUCAGAACAGCUGUAUUUCUCCUCAGUGUGUGCUUCAUUUUCAUUAUUGACAGCUACUGCAAAGAGUCAAUCCAUGCCAUGCUGAAAGAGUUCAAAAGCAUGGCGAUACAAAAUUGCCACAGCAUCAUAAAUACAGGGAGGUGUGGGAGUGUUGUGUUAGGAUGAGUAACCACUCCAACUGCAGACUUCUCCGGACCUUAUGUGUAACUUUUCUGUAAGUCGGAGGAGGGACAGAAGAGGGGAUGCUUCUGGAAGAUUGUAUUAUGGCAUCAAUUGCCCUCUCCACUGAUGAAUCCUGCAUGCUUUUAAAGGCAUACAAUUAGGUGGAAUAAAUCCAAGGGUUUAUAUUUAGCUUCACAUCCCUGUACACAGAAGUGUACUUAUUUGAGCCUGGUAUGGGCAAGAAUAACGCAGCUCCUACGAACCUGAAUCUGAGUGGCUUCCAAAUGAGUUUCUGAAUCCUUCAAUCUCAAACAUGAAAUUUCUGCCCCAUAUUUGCUAUUUUCUUUGUCUUUAUUUUUUUAUAAACAGGUGUAACUUCAACUAUCUUGUUUGAACAUUUCUAGAAGGUUUACACCUGCCUAGAAAUCCUCACCUUUAUUUGUUAUGUGGGCUCUCUCACUCUUUCCCUGCACUGAUUCAUUCAUUGAAUGCAACACAUGAAGAAACCAUUGCAUAGAUCAAUCAACACCAGCAAUAGCAUAUGCUGCUUUUAAAUUCAGCUGUGAGGUUGUAACUAAGGUAUUUAUGUUCAUACGUUCUAGGGAUGGCUAAAGAUCGCUUUCCAGAGAGUUUUAAGGAAUAGAUCUAGGAGCUCCUAAUUCAGGCUUGUGAGAAUACAGGUAGUAAUGACAGUUUAUGGGGUGGGUUUUUUGGUAAACUUGUGGGAAAUUAUGAUUUCACAUGCUGGUUUGGAGAUGAGGAAAGUAUCCAGUUUUGGAUGGACCAGAUCUUUGCAGACUAGUGUUACUGCAGCUUAGCAAAACCCAUUUAUAGCAGGUUCCACCUCAGGCUUGCACCAUACACCUACCUUAUUCUAGUUCAGCUUGUUGUGAUUCUUCAUUAACUGCUGGUACGAAAUCAUAACAGGAGUUGUACCAAUUCUUGUUGUGAGCUGAGGAACAGCUGUUUAAAAAUACGAAUGUUGUAACUUGCACCUUUUCACCUUCAUGAAGUGUCCACAUUCUCACAGCUGGGCCUGAGACAGCAGCUGCCUCCAAAUUUGCCAUGUAACUUCAUCACACAAAAGUGGGUGUAGUUUUUUUGUGAGUUUAACAGGAGUGGUAUUGAUACAUUUGCUGUGUUUCCCAAGUUGUGAGUCAUUCAGUGUAGAAAAUGAUAUGCAUCUCAUGUACCUAUGAAUAGAAAAAUUGAGAAUCGUUUUUUAUGAUAUGCUAGUACAGUCCCUGCUCUGCCUCUCAAUAUUUUGAGUGCUGAACUUAACCAAAACAUUAUCUUCACAGAUUAUCUUAGCCUCAUCUCUGCAUGAAAAAGGGUAUGAAUUUCCAGUUACUGUUUCUGUGUUCUCUGUGAAUUCUGGGCCAAAGGUAAAACAGUUGCGGUGGUAGCCACCUACUGACAACUUUUCAGAUGCAUAAAGCCAUUCUCUCUGUUGUCUGACACUCUUCCAGUUUUCUUAGUGGAUCACCAUGUUCUUGAAUAUCUUGAUAGGUAUUGUCAGCCAAUGGAACAAAGAUGGACAAGCUCACCACCCAGGAAGGCUAGAAAUGUAGCAAGUAAUGAGCUAUCUUCUCCAGCAAUCAUUUAUUUUUAGUGCUUAACUUUCAAUCAGCAUUUGUAUCUUCAGUUAUUAUUUUGCCAUUCAGUAUCUUGAGGUGGUAUAAGCAAAAAUAUAUGAAUAUAUAUAAUUUAUAAGAAAUAUAGGCUUGUGUUGUGCCUUUGUAAUACUCUUCAGCUUCAGUAUCUAUAAGCUAUGAGCAGACAAACUUCUUCCCUCUUUUGGGGUGUUCUUUACUACAUAGUAGCUGAUGGCUUCAUUAGUACUGGCUAUUUGAGUCUUCUGGGGAUAACGUUUAUGUUUUCCCUGGUGAAAAUGCCAUAGUAUUCUCACCAGACAUAAGCACAAUGACAUAUCACUGCAGUGCAUGCUGUCUCUUAGCUUCUCUCUACGCGUGCUUGCAUGUUGGAAAUUUAGAAAUGCUGCUGUAUAAAUUGCUACAUUGUUUACCCAAUACAGGUGUUUUUCUGCAUCCCUUUUUUGCUCAAAACUCCCAUUAACUUGAAAGUUAGUGAUGGCUUGAAAGGGGGUUUUGGAAGCACAAAGGAUGCAGGGAGCAACUCUUCAGUAGUUUACAGGCUGCUGUAAAUUGUCUUCUCAGCAAAAAAAUGUAGCAUUUUAGCAGUAACUUCCUAGUGAAAACACUGAGCGUGCUUAUCACUUGAGAUUUUAAGAAAAAAAAGGUGUCAGACUGUGUAAUUGUAUCUCAUCUAAUUUUGGCACAACCAGUAAUAUUUGAUGAGGUAUGAACCUCAGUUGUGUCUACAUGUUCAUGAUCUACCGACCAACUGAAAGGUGAACAGCCAUGUUUUAGUAUCACAGCUACACAAGAAAUCACAGUUUUCAAGAGGUUCUGUUUUGACUUUGUUUCUUUAAUACAUUUUCAGCACGGAAGUACUUUUCUGUAUAGUUACCUGAGGCUUCCUUUCACCAACCAAAAGAGUCUGUAGCCUUCUGCACUGUGAAAGGCAAGCCCUGUGGAGAAAUGUGGGCUUUGCGCUUGCCCGGCAAAUUAGCAGAAAUUUCAUCCAAGCCAUAAAAGCCUCUUAUGUUAUUCUGUGUUUAUGUAAUUAAAGCAAUUACAGAUAGGAGCUUCAGGAAUAAUGAGAUCUCUCUGUCCUCUUGUUUUACUCUUUCUCUGUACUUCAUAGGGAUUUCAGAGUUCUUUUUUCAAGGCUCAGCUGUGUCUCUUUAAACCAGUGCAGUUUAAUCAUCGUGUGAGAUUCAGUUUAUGGAGAUAGCAUUGGAGCGUGAAAGAUUUACUUUCAGUAGCAAGGAGUAAGGCAUGUCCCUGUGGACAUGGACAUUGCAAGCAAGUCUGACACCAAGAAUAAAAAAAAUCAAGAUGGUACCAGUACAUCAGACUCUGUACUACAGUGGGUUUUUUAGCCUUUGUCAUUUGUAUUUUAUUUUGCAGGAGAGGAGUUGGGGAAUCUCAGAUCACAUGGGGAAUUUUAGAAGUAUAUCACUCAACAGUCAUUUUAUAAAGUAUAACUUCAAAAUGCACUAUGAUUUAUUACAAAAAUAUAUUUUCUUCUGUUUGCUGACAUGGUUGUUCCAUUUUGUGAUAAGUUAAAACUCAGCAGUUAAUUUGUUGCACUGCCUAGCUGCAUGAAUUCAUCCAGUGUACAUAUGUACCUGUGCAGCAUUACUUUGGGUUUUGUAUUUGAAUUUGCAGUAUUGAUUAUUAUUUUUGUAUUUUACUUUGCCUCUGUUAUUGGAAUUGUAGUAAACAUAAUUUAUACAUAUGAUUUUACAACUGUUUUGGAACUGAAAAGUCUUCUUUAAAUUGUAAAGUUUUAUUGAUGGAUACUCAUUAAAAUGGUAUAAGAAUUA